AAUGCUGGCAAAUGGGACUAGCGUCGUUAGUUGGACCAACGGGUCUGUUUCCGUCCUGGAUAACUCUAUGACCCUAAGUAUUAUGCACGUGUAAAUAAAGAGUGAUGAGAUACGCGAUUCUGUAUUUAUAUCUUACGCUAUCUCUAUGUCAGUGUCGCUGUGAGGAUGUCUGCGUAUCUUACUGUCCCUACGUUAUUGUUUCUGGGUCUAUCUUUGUUUCUGUCAGUGUCUCCAUAGCAAUAUCAGUGUUAGUGUCCGUGCCAGUAUCCUUCUGUAGUAUCUGUAACGUGCAGGUACGUGCAGAAAGGUGAGAGUUAGUUUUUUUCAGCGUCUCUGUGCCAGUGCCUGUGUGUUAUCAUCCUGUGCCACUCACAACAGUUGCUGGUCUCCCUCCUCCAUUGGUUGGGCUCAGGCUGCGAAUUACGGUUGGAGAAAGUGAGGAACAUGACGCAUCCGCCGUAUUGUAACCUGCCCAUGGGUCAUCUCGGCAACAGCGGGCUCCUGCGUACCCAGGCUUAGCCUGGGCUCUGCAACCUGCUGCCGGCCAACAUUGAGCCGCAGCCUCUGGCUUUCCUAGACGUUUUCUGUUUUUUUUUGUUGUUGUUCCCCCCCCACCCCACCAACCCCGAAGAAAAAACCGCUGCAGCAAUCAGCAGCUCGCAGGCCCGGCGAUUCGAUCUAGAGGGCGGUGCAGAACAGCAGAAGGUGGCAGCGUUAUUCUUAGCACUUCGAGCUCUCCCCAUACACGCACGCAGACACAGGGCUGGCAGGAAGUGUGUGCCGGAACACAACUACAACUUGUUGGCUUUCACCUACUUUUGGGAAAGAAGGAGCGUUAUCUGAGGCAAGGACAUGGGAGAAAUGGUCGAGAGGUAACUCCUCAUGUUGACUGUCCCAAUAAUGUUUCGCUAGGUGGAGAGUGAGGAGCCGUCCUCCUUCAGUCACCAUGCUGCCCGGCGUCGGUGUGUUUGGCACCAGUUUGACAACCAGGGUCAUCAUCCCUCUGCUCCAGAGCCAAGGCUUCCCGGUGAAAGCUCUGUGGGGGAGGACGCCAGAAGAAGCAGAGGAACUGGCGAAGGAGAUGGACGUUCCUUUCUACACCAACAGGAUCGACGAUGUCUUGCUGCACCAGGAUGUGGAUCUGGUCUGCAUUAACCUGCCGCCUCCGCUGACUCGCCAGAUCGCUGUCAAGACGUUGGGAAUUGGGAAGAAUGUCAUCUGUGACAGAGCUGCGACUCCUCUGGAUGCAUUUAGAAUGAUGUCAGCAGCACAUUAUUAUCCCAAACUCAUGAGUAUAAUGGGUAACGUUCUCCGCUUCCUCCCUGCAUUUGUUAAGAUGAAACAAAUGAUUCAAGAGGGCUAUGUCGGAGAUCUAUUGAUCUGUGAAGUUCAGGUUCACAGUGGAAGUCUUCUGGGUAAGAAAUACAACUGGAGCUGUGAUGAUCUGAUGGGGGGUGGAGGACUACAUUCAGUGGGAAGCUACAUUAUUGACCUUUUGACUUUUCUGACCAGCCAAAAAGCUGCCAAAGUCCAUGGCUUCUUGAAAACGUUUGUGAAGCAGACAGAGCAUAUCAGAGGUAUUCGUCAAAUCACUAGUGAUGACUUUUGCACCUUCCAAAUGGUUUUAGAAGGUGGUGUGUGCUGCACUGUAACUUUGAAUUUCAAUGUCCCUGGGGAUUUUAAACAAGAAAUCAUCGUGGUGGGGUCCACUGGCCGAUUAAUGGUUAAUGGCAGCGACUUGUAUGGACAAAGAAAUAGUGUGUCUCAAAAGGAAUUGAUUUUAGAAGACUCAACUCCUGUAAGUAAUGCACUACUCCCAGAAAAAGCUUUUAGGGAUAUCCCAUCCCCAUUCCUCAGAGGUACUGUCAUGAUGGUUCAAGCUAUUCGACAGGCAUUCCAGAACCAAGAAGAUCGAAGGACCUGGGAUGGAAGACCUUUAACAAUGGCAGCAACAUUUGAAGAUUGUUUGUACGCGCUGUGUGUGGUGGACACCAUUAAAAAAUCAAAUGAGACCGGCGAAUGGCAAAACAUUGUGAUUAUGACAGAAGAACCUGAAAUUAGUCCUGCAUAUUUGAUCAGUGAGGCCAUGCGUCGCAGCAGAAUGUCAUUAUUAUACUAACUUUUUUUUAACAAUACUUGUAACAAGUUCACCAGUAGUAGGUAGAAGGAACUUAUAUAUUUGGAUGCACAGAUAUGUUAAUGUUAUAUUUUCUGUGACUUCCUGGUUUAAAUAUAUAUUGACAUAACUGCAGGAUUUACUUGCAAGUAAGAUUAAAAUUAUACAAAAUAAGACUAAAAUUAUGUGUCUGGUAAGAAAAAUGCCAUUAAAGCAAAAAAAUGUUUGAUAGCUACUGAGGAGUAUACCUGUUGGUGGUCAUUGUUAUGCUUUUGAAAAGGCAAUGGCUUUCACUACCAUGUGACAUGUUAACUUCCUUGUAAUUCAAGCAACUUGUUUUGGAGAUCACUUUGUUUGGAAAUAUUGCAAUUUCGCCCACCAGGCACAGAAUUUUAAAGAAAUAUAGCAGAUAUUUAGAGCUCUGAUAGUUUUAGUUGACAGAAAAUCAAGUCAGCCACUGUCAUAUGUAUGAACUUCUAUUCAUUAUUUUCUUCUGUAAAUGCCCUAAAUAAUCAAAUUUACCACUGAAAAAUAGAACUUGUUAAAAUCUUAAUAUUUUGCAUCGGUCAACUCUGAGUGACUAAAUAGUUCACAAUGUAAUGCUUUUACAAUAAUAAUUGUUUUCAUAGUAGAGUGAUGAAAAGAUUCCUUUAACAGGGAACACGUAGAUUCCUGGUGUCUGGCUGAGGAACAUUAUUGGUCAGCAGUUGCAAGUAAGUUUCCAAAUUACAAUACGAAAAGGAGCUUAGUAACAGGAAAGUCAAAGAACGUGAGGGUAAAUUGAAAAGUUAAAAAAUGAAAACUGCAUUUUGAAAAAGUAAUUUGUUCUAUGGUCCUGUGUAGUAGGGUGUUGAUUUCACUAAACUAGUAAUCCAAAGUCCUGGACUAAUAAUUCAAUGAAUGUUAUCUCAAAUCCCACUAAGGCAGCUUGAGAAUUCAGUUUAAAACAAAAUCAAGUAAUGUUUUAAAAAAAGCAAUCCAAAACUGACUGUCUGAUUGUCAAAAAUUCACCUGGUUCACGGCUAUUAUAUACAGAAAGAAUUCCAUUAGACAGGUGAUUCUGUUUCCACAUCAAUAUGAUUAACGCUUAAAUGGCCUCUAAAGUAACCUAGAAUGGAAUUCAUUUGGGCUGCCAGAGGUUUAAGAAGAAAUUUCGGCGCUUUCUCAGGGCAAACAAGGGCCGAUAUAAAAGCCAACCUUAUUGACAUCUCAACAAUAAAUAAAAGGAACAUGAAUGCUGGUGCUGUUUUCCUUAUCAUAUGCUGCUUACUUUCUUAAACUACAACACAAAUAUUAAAUCAUAAGGAAGCAAGUGUCACUGGUGUAUAAUCUGUGCCAUAGAUUGGCCAAAAUAUGAAUGUUCCAUCCUUCAUUGAUUGACAUUGCAUCUAAGCUUCCCCAAGUGACAAAUUGUCAGUCUCAAUUGGGCAAUUAAACAAACCAAUGAGCAUCCAAAAUGUUCUGUGUCAAAAAGAAUGAGCAAGCAUGGGUUUCACUCAGGUCAGUACUCAUUUCUUCUUGUACAUGCAGUGAUUAAUGUUUUUGUUUUUUUGUGUUAGGCUUUCGUGGGAUGCCAGUUCAUUGCCUAUGCCUCAGUGAUUUUGAGCAGGUGAUGCUGAGUAAGUUCUGCAAACAGGAACAGAGAAGUAUCAGCAGUCCAUUCAGCCCUUGAACUAUUCAGCUAGGUUAUGGAUGAUCUUCUACCUCAAUACAAUUUUCUCACACAACCUCCAUAUACAUUCAUGUCUUUAAUGUUUGAAAUCUUAUUGAUCUCUGUCAUGAACAUACUCAAUCACUGAGCCUUCAUAACCUUUUGGGGUAGAGAAUUCCAAAGAUUCACCCCCUUGGUGAGAAAUUUCAUGCCUCAGCAUGACUAAAUGACCUAGUCCUUAUUCUGAGACUAACUUGUUGAUUCUAGACUCUCUAUCUAGGGGAAACAUCUUUGCAUAUCUACCCUGCUGACCACUCUAAGAGUUUCAAUGAGAUUACCUCUCAUUCUUUUACAUUCGUUUACACUUGAGGGGCGGCGCGGUGGCUCAGUGGUUAGCACUGCUGCCUCAUAGUGCCAGGAACCCGGGUUCAAUUCCAGCCUCAGAUGACUGUCUGUGUGGAGUUUACACAUUCUCCCCGUGUCUGCGUGGGUUUCCUCUGGGUGCUCCGGUUUCCUCCCACAGUCCAAAGAUGUGCAGGCUAGGUCGAUUGGCCAUGCUAAAUUGCCCGUAGUGUUCAGGGGUGUGUAGAUUAGGUGGGUUAUAGGGGGAUGGGUCUGGGUGGGAUACUCUGUGGGUCAAUGUGGACUUGUUGGGCUGGAGGGCCUGUUUCCACACUGUAGAAAUUCUAUGAUUCUAUGACUCUAGAGAAUAUAGGACUACUUUCAUCAAUUUCUUCUCCCAGGGAUGAGUCUGAUGAGUCUUUAUGGUACUCCCUCUAUGAGAACUGUAUACUUGCUUCAGGAAGGAGACCAAACUGUACACAAUCUAGAUGUUAGUUUUCAUGAAGAACACCCAUAUUCUUUUGUACAUUAACACUUCUCAAUCUCUCACCAGAUAUUCUGCAUUUUUUUCCUAGCAGCUUGACUUUUCUCCACAUAUAUUCUAUCUGACAUGUUCUUGCCAACUCACUUAGCCUGUCUACAUCCCCUUAAGCUUCUUUGCGCCAAACUUGCGACUCCAGUUCCUCCCUAGUUUUGUGUCACUGGGAAACUUAGAAGUAUUACAUCUUACUCACAAGUCGCUUGAUUAAAUCCUUUGCCAAAGCACAGCAUAUAUCAAAAGAAGACAAUUAUUCUCAAAGUUGAAAUCUAUAAAUAAGUUAAAAUUGUGGGAUUGAAGAAAGCAGGACUUCUAACACCCAAUCCCUGUAAUUAUGGUCAGUGAGAACUUUAGUGCUAUCAUAUGAAGAACUCAAAGUAGUUAUAACAGUUUUCAUGACAGAAUAUGUUUCCUUACUUUCAAAGAAGUUUUAAAAUCUGAAGUUUUGGAAAUUUAAAGAAAAUAAUACUUACAACACAAACAGUACAAUUUUAACGUUUCCGGUCCGGUGACCCUUCCUCAGAACUCAGUUCUGAAGAAGGGUCACCAGACGCGAAACGUUAACUCUGUUUUCUCCUCCACAGAUGCUGCCAGACCUGCUGAGCUUUUCCAGCAACUUUGUUUUUGUUCCUGAUUUACAGCAUCCGCAGUUCUUUUGGUUCUUAACAGUACAAUUUAAUUUGAGUUUACAAGAUUGAACUGCUAUUACACUUGAAUAGGUUCAAUGUGUCCCCUCCCUUCAUGCCACAUUGUGAAUGUGAAUUGUGGUGGUGUUCCACCAAGAUACUGUGAAGAAACUACCUUUUUUCAACCAACAUACCCACGCCUCUCCAGCUCUCCUUCACUCUCUGGCACAGAGAAGAUGUUACUGGCAAUCAUGAGUUAUAAUGUGCUAAGGACGACAUUUAGUCUGUGGUGUUAGACUGAUUCUCUUAGCAUUUUAAAUUAGUGUCAAUCUCUUACCUUUUUCCUGUAAUUCAGAUCAUUGAUUCUGUUUAAAUAAUUAUCCAAUAUCCUCUUAAAUGACGUAAUUGAAUCUGCCUUCACCACACUUCUAGGUAGACCGGUCAUGCUAAAUUGCCUGUUGUGUUCGGGGAUGUGCAGACUAGGUGGAUUAGCCAUAGUAGAUUUGGGUUUACAGGGUUAGUGUAGGGGCUGGGUUUAGGUGGAAUGCUGUUUGGAGGGUUGGUACAGACUAGAUGAGACAAACAGCCUCUUUCCACAAUGUAAGGAUUCUAUGACUGUAUGGGGAAACAUCAGUGAAUAGAUGCCAGGAAACUUUAGGCAGAGUGACAUUAAAUAUUCCUCUGAAUAUGAGUCCAAACACAGCAUAACACCUCAGGGCAAUUGAAAUAUAUAUGUAUAUUUUGAAAUGCUUUCAACACUUAAUAAGAUCUCUGAAACAUUGCUUAUACAAACUAUAAGGCCUAAAAUACAGCAAAUGGACACUGUUAAGUUGUGAUGCUUACUUCAACUAAAUGUAACUAAAUGUUCUAAUGUGAAACUAUUUCUCUACAUUCCAAAAAUUGUUUGAUGAACAUUUUAUCCAUUAGUUGAAGUUAUAUCAUAUUUAAAAAUCACAAGUAUGGAUUUUUGGAUGUUGAUACUGUCAUUUGGGAAUUCAGUUUUAUCUUUUUCAGCAGUUGUGGUGGAAAUCACUAGAACAUUUCUACUUCUGCUGGAUGACAAAGCAUACAGCGAUCUCAGUUCUUUCUUGAGGUUUUAAACUUGUGAUAGCACAAAAAUCCACAAAUACUGUCCAUGUUAUUCAAGCCCCGUAGAGAUACUAAUGCUUUUGGAAGUAGACAUACUGAUACUGUUUCCUGCACUCCUACCGUGGAAUUUCUCCAAUCCUGAGUAUAAAUCCAGAUAUCAGCAGAGAAAAUUAUGGGAGGAACCCAAGUUCUUCAUUUUUCCUUCUAUUUGGUGAAGCUCUUUGUUAGGAGUAAAAAUUGCCCUAUCACUCAAAAAGAAAACUUUAAAAAGCUAAAAUCACCUACUUUGGACAUUCUGUAAGCUAAACACACCUACAAUCAAAGGCUAAAAGGUGCAACUAAGUAGGUAAGUGCCUUGUAAAUAUAUCUACAAUUAGAAGCAAUGUAUGACAAAAUCUGAUUCGCAUCUAGCAAUGAUUCUUAAGUAGAGGCCCAACACUGACAUCUUGGAAGGGGCAAUUAGUUUUCUGAAGGAGGAUAUAUCACUGAUUCUGGGAGUUAGUAGAUGUACCAAAAGCUAUCAAAACAUAGAUAAAACAUUUUUUUUGCAAUAUGUGUGUAAAUUUUAGCAUCAAAAUUUUAAGUUAUUCACAAUAGUGCAGCUUUGUAUAACGAACAGUUUAAAUAAAGUUAUAGUCCUUUAUCUGUUGUAGACAAGAAAGGCAAAGAUACAAAUGAUUAGCAAAAAACCUAGAGGAAACAUGAGCAAAAAACGUAUAUACCAUGAGUGGCUAAGACUUGGAAUGCACAGUCUGAUAAAGUGGUGGAUACAGAUUCAGAGGGAGUUGAAUAAAUAAUUAAAGAGAAAAAUAUUGCAAGAUUCCUGAAAAUAAGUAAGGAGCGUUUUGAGUUGGACUGCUCUUUGAUGAGCCAAAUGGCCUUCUGUGCUGUACAUUAACAAAAAAUGCAUGAUAUGCAAUACUUAAAGGUGUUCACUAAUGAAUAAAGAAUACAUCUGUUGGGUGAUGCCACUCCUAUUUAAAUUUGGCUGUCUCUAACUCAACAGUUAGUAUAAAAGGAUACAAAAACAGAUGUUACUGGACAAGUUCAGCAGGUCUGGCAGCAUCUAUGAAGAAAAUAAUCAGAGUUAACGUUUUGGAUGUGGUGACCCUUCCUCAGAACUCUGGACCCGAAAGUUAACUUUGAUUUUUUUCUUCACAGAUGCUGCCAGACCUGCUGAGCUUUCCAGCAACGUCUGUUUUUGUUCCUGAUUUACAGCAUCUGCAGUCCUUUCGGUUUUAUUUAGUAAGAAUAAAUUUGUAAUUUGUACCAAGUUUACAAAUACAAACAAUGAAGUUGGAUUCAAAGAAAUAUGCCCCUCCCCCCCACCAUUUACAUCAUACAUGUAUUAAUCCAAAACAUAUUUCAAGAAUUUAGGCUUGAAUUCACUGAGAUAGCAUUAUAACCCAACUUCCAAUUGAAGCUAAGUCAUUUGUGUCACACACAAAGAUCAAGUUUCCGACAUACAUUGCUCUGUUAUUUUCAAUCUACAAUCACAUAACAAAACAAAAAUUAUUUGUAAAAUAUGUAAUCUAUUAUAAAAACAAUGGCUUAAAUAGAUAGUAAAUAAAUCCAUUUUUAGUUUUCGUUAAACAUCUUUUUGUUGGAAUUGAAUGAGAAAUAGCGGUCACUCAGACUUGUAUCUGCAUUUGUACUGGAAUUUAAAUGUUGCUGAUGACAUGAUGUGAAUUAUUAAUUAUUACUAAAUGUGUCCUUUUAAUGGCUUUUGAAGUUCUAGAUAUAUGUAUAGAGGAGACUUGUCUGUUCUUUGUGUUAUUUAUGGUAAUGUAUUUUUAGCAUGAAUAUCAGCGUAUAUGCAGAAAAAAUAUUUAUCAAGAUAAAAAUUUAAGUUACUAUAAACUAUACAGAAUUUAUAUUUUAUAUAAUAUAGAUAGGACAGACAAAACAGACUUCGUUUGUUAAAAUAUUCUAAUUUAAAAUAUGCACAAAACAUUUGGACUUUUAAGAUCCUGGUACUGUGAAGAGAGUUAAAAUGGCUAUAUUGUUAGGUAAGCUUACUGUAUAUGUUUGUCGGUCCAUUAGAUGUAGUUUGUGUUGUUUAUUUGGAAUAGUAAAUGAAUGUGCUGCUUUUUGUCUGAGCUUUUCUGGUAUGCGUGACUUGUAAUAUGCAAACUGUUCUGUAUGCACUGUCAUAUUCUGUUACUGCUUCUAUGGAUUGUUCAACUAUAGCAGUUUCCUAAUGCUGCAUGCCCUCAUUUGCAAUUAAAGGAAUACCACUCGUUAAAAGAAUUACCAGAAAUUGUAUUAUGUGUUUCUGAAGAUGGUGCAAUACUUGUAUUGAAAUGUAUUUGUACUGUACAUUUUACAAGUUGUUAAUAUCUUUAGGAAAUGAAUUGCCUUAUGGAACACAGACAUGGUUUCAAGUCUGAUAUGUAGCUAUAGACAAAUUGUAGUAAAAUGAACACAGUUUCAUUAAUUGCUUAUUAUUAGUUCAUUAUAAGUAUGUAGCUAAGAUAAUAUCUGUGAUUAAACAGGUUACACAAUAAUAUGUAGAGGUAUACUUUUAAAAAGUAUUCCGAGUAGUGGAAUGUGUAGUAUUCCUUUAUUUGUAAUAAGAGCAUGAAGCAUUACUUGGUCAUAUGUUGUGUGAUCAAAGUUAGAGCAAUAUGUUCUCCUCUGAUAAUAAAGUAAUUAAAAUAAAUUUAU
Molecule: messenger RNA, 9029 nt
Organism: Stegostoma tigrinum
Lineage: Eukaryota; Metazoa; Chordata; Chondrichthyes; Orectolobiformes; Stegostomatidae
Product: glucose-fructose oxidoreductase domain-containing protein 1
Exons: 2
Coding region: 947-2119 (390 amino acids)
Molecular function (GO): nucleotide binding
Source: RefSeq, a predicted model, not a curated record